UCGGCCUUUUCCCCAGCCCGGUGCUUUCGUUUUCCCCCAAGCGCUGAGUCUGUCGAGGCUCCGGGCGACCGCGGGAACCGCGCCCCGCAGACCCUCCUGGGACGCAGCUGAGCGACGCAGGGAGAUCUGCCCCGACUCGGGCACCCGCGUGCAUUGUAGCAGCUCUGUCCUGUCUCCGGAGCCGCUGCCACCCCGUGCACUGCGCGCAACAGGCACCUAAUUUGCUGAGUUUGGCGGUUGCCUGUGAUUGAAUCCCCAGCCUGCACCCGGAGACAGUUCAACAAUGUCUCAGUGGUACGAACUUCAGCAGCUGGACUCCAAGUUCCUGGAGCAGGUUCACCAGCUAUACGAUGACAGCUUUCCCAUGGAAAUCAGACAGUACCUCGCCCAGUGGCUAGAAAAGCAAGACUGGGAGCACGCUGCCAAUGACGAUUCCUUUGCCACCAUCCGCUUCCACGACCUCCUUUCCCAGCUGGAUGAUCAGUACAGCCGCUUUUCCCUGGAGAAUAACUUUCUUUUGCAGCACAACAUAAGGAAAAGCAAGCGCAAUCUUCAGGAUAACUUCCAGGAAGAUCCCGUACAGAUGUCCAUGAUCAUCCAUAACUGCCUGAAGGAAGAGAGGAAGAUUUUGGAAAAUGCCCAGAGAUUUAAUCAGGCACAGGAGGGGAACAUUCAGAACACUGUGAUGCUGGAUAAACAGAAGGAACUGGACAGCAAGGUCAGAAACGUGAAGGACCAAGUCAUGAACAUAGAGCAUGAAAUCAAGACCCUUGAAGAUUUACAGGACGAAUAUGACUUUAAGUGCAAAACCUCGCAGAAUAGAGAAAGUGAAGCCAACGGCGUGGCCAAGAGUGACCAGAAGCAAGAACAGCUGGUACUUCACAAGAUGUUCCUAAUGCUGGACAAUAAGAGAAAGGAGAUAAUUCACAAAAUACGAGAGCUGCUGAACGCCAUCGAGCUCACGCAGAACGUCCUGAUCAACGACGAGCUGGUGGAGUGGAAGCGAAGACAGCAGAGCGCCUGUAUCGGGGGACCGCCCAAUGCUUGCCUCGAUCAGCUGCAGAGCUGGUUUACCAUCGUCGCGGAGAGUCUGCAGCAGGUUCGUCAGCAGCUAAAAAAGCUGGAGGAGCUGGAACAAAAGUUCACCUAUGAACCAGACCCUAUCACCAAAAACAAGCAGGUCCUGUCAGACCGCACCUUCGUCCUCUUCCAACAGCUCAUUCAGAGCUCCUUCGUGGUGGAGCGACAGCCAUGUAUGCCGACUCAUCCCCAGAGGCCGCUGGUAUUGAAGACCGGGGUGCAGUUCACUGUGAAGUUGAGACUGUUGGUGAAAUUGCAGGAGCUGAAUUAUAACUUGAAAGUGAAAGUCUCAUUUGAUAAAGACGUAAACGAGAAAAACACAGUCAAAGGAUUCCGGAAGUUCAACAUCCUGGGCACGCACACAAAGGUGAUGAACAUGGAAGAGUCCACCAACGGAAGUCUGGCCGCGGAGUUCCGGCACCUGCAACUGAAAGAACAGAAAAAUGCUGGCAACAGAACUAACGAGGGGCCUCUCAUUGUCACGGAAGAACUCCACUCCCUUAGCUUUGAGACCCAGCUGUGCCAGCCAGGCUUGGUGAUUGACCUUGAGACCACCUCUCUGCCUGUCGUGGUGAUCUCCAACGUCAGCCAGCUCCCCAGCGGCUGGGCUUCCAUACUGUGGUACAACAUGCUGGUGACGGAACCCAGGAACCUCUCCUUCUUCCUGAACCCACCGUGCGCGCGCUGGUCCCAGCUCUCCGAGGUGCUGAGCUGGCAGUUUUCAUCGGUCACCAAGAGAGGUCUCAACGCCGACCAGCUGAGCAUGCUGGGAGAGAAGCUUCUGGGUCCUAACGCGGGCCCCGAUGGUCUUAUUCCGUGGACGAGGUUCUGUAAGGAAAAUAUUAACGAUAAAAAUUUUUCCUUCUGGCCUUGGAUCGACACCAUCCUGGAACUCAUUAAAAAACACCUGCUCUGCCUCUGGAAUGAUGGGUGCAUCAUGGGCUUUAUCAGCAAGGAGCGGGAACGCGCUCUGCUCAAGGACCAGCAGCCAGGGACGUUCCUGCUGAGGUUCAGUGAGAGCUCCCGGGAAGGCGCCAUCACGUUCACGUGGGUGGAGCGGUCGCAGAACGGAGGGGAACCCGACUUCCACGCCGUUGAACCCUACACGAAGAAAGAACUUUCAGCUGUUACUUUCCCUGACAUUAUCCGCAAUUACAAAGUGAUGGCUGCUGAGAAUAUCCCAGAGAAUCCCCUGAAGUACCUGUACCCUAACACUGACAAAGACCAUGCCUUUGGGAAGUACUACUCCAGGCCAAAGGAAGCCCCAGAGCCAAUGGAGCUGGACGACCCGAAGCGAACGGGCUACAUCAAGACCGAGUUGAUUUCGGUGUCUGAAGUCCACCCCUCUAGACUUCAGACCACAGACAACUUGCUUCCCAUGUCUCCGGAGGAGUUUGAUGAGAUGUCCCGGAUAGUGGGUCCUGAUUUCGACAGUAUGAUGAACGCAGUAUAAACAUGAAUUUCUCUCUUCUCUGGAGACAUUUUUCUUCCCAUCUGUGAUUCCCUCCUGCUCCUGUUCCUUCACCUGCUGUAUUUCUAGGGAAAUGGAAGAAAGAACACACAGUUGUUGCCCCCUGUUGCUAGCAAGUGGAUAUUUCUCUUCGCUAGAAACCUGUUACUCUGAAGGACUUCACGCGUCUUUAACUGAAGGUGAACCGGAAAGUCACUUGUGUAAAAGUAGAUUCUGCCGGCAAAGCAGAGACCCGCCCAAGGCCUCAGGACUAGACCUGCCAGUGUCUGGGAAAGGUGAGGAGUAAAGUGACAUCUAGUAAAUGCUGUGUCAUCAGUGCCCAACCGCUACACAUCACCGGACAGUCCGCAGUGUGAUGUAGGAGCGGUUCUGUCCUGAAGAUACUGGCAUGCUCCCUCUGCUUUAUGGCUGGAAGUCUUCCGCUCUUUUGCCUGUGGCACAGUUCAAAGCCAACUUUAUAAUGCAGUGAUGUGUCAGACAAUAGUGGACAUCCUUCAUCUGAGUGGGGGGGAGACAACGGUGUUAUCACUUCUGCACUGGCCUGUAAAACUGCAGGCACCAUUGUGCUCUUCGGGGAGCUAGCUUUGUUGGUUGGCUGUAGUUAAGUGAAACGAAACACCCAUAGAGGAAAGAACGUUUUCCAAAUUCUCGAGUAGUUUCUGUUUAAUAUAUACUCCACCAAGCUAAGUGGGUUUUGCUGUCAUUUUGGUCAACGGUUGAAUAAAACUAUCUUUGCACAUUCA
Molecule: messenger RNA, 3294 nt
Organism: Arvicola amphibius (Eurasian water vole)
Lineage: Eukaryota; Metazoa; Chordata; Mammalia; Rodentia; Cricetidae
Gene: Stat1
Product: signal transducer and activator of transcription 1
Exons: 25
Coding region: 284-2533 (749 amino acids)
Biological process (GO): defense response; regulation of transcription by RNA polymerase II; response to peptide hormone
Molecular function (GO): RNA polymerase II cis-regulatory region sequence-specific DNA binding; DNA-binding transcription factor activity, RNA polymerase II-specific
Source: RefSeq, a predicted model, not a curated record